Messenger RNA from Populus euphratica (Euphrates poplar), 932 nucleotides. Its product is annotated as probable aquaporin TIP2-2. Lineage: Eukaryota; Viridiplantae; Streptophyta; Magnoliopsida; Malpighiales; Salicaceae. Gene Ontology annotation, cellular component: plant-type vacuole membrane. The transcript has 3 exons. The record is from RefSeq and is a predicted model, not a curated record. The coding region runs from base 100 to 852 and encodes 250 amino acids. Gene Ontology annotation, molecular function: water channel activity. Gene Ontology annotation, biological process: transmembrane transport; water transport.
GAAACACACACAAGAACUCGAGCGAGCUAGCGAACGAGCUAUAUUGAUAGUUCUAAUAAUUAAGUUUAAUUAGUCUAAUAACUAGUGAAACAAGAAAGAAUGGCGAAGAUAGCUUUUGGCAGUCCUGGUGACUCUUUCAGCUUAGCCUCCCUCAAGGCUUAUCUAUCUGAGUUCAUCGCCACUCUUCUUUUUGUAUUUGCUGGUGUUGGAUCGGCUAUCGCUUACAGUAAGCUCACAACAGAUGCGGCCUUAGACCCACCUGGCCUUGUUGCGGUGGCAGUGGCUCACGCAUUUGCACUUUUUGUGGGAGUCUCCAUAGCAGCAAACAUUUCAGGUGGCCAUUUAAAUCCGGCUGUCACCUUCGGACUGGCCAUUGGAGGCAACAUCACCUUCCUUACUGGCCUUUUAUACUGGAUUGCUCAAUGCCUCGGCUCCGUCGUCGCAUGCCUCCUCCUCAAAGUCGUUACUAGCGCCGAGGGCAUCCCAACCCAUGGAGUUGCUUCAGGGAUGAGUGCUAUUGAAGGAGUGGUGAUGGAGAUUGUCAUAACCUUUGCACUUGUCUAUACUGUCUAUGCCACAGCCGCAGACCCCAAAAAGGGCUCCCUUGGAAUUAUAGCACCCAUUGCUAUAGGGUUCAUUGUUGGUGCUAACAUUCUUGCUGCUGGUCCAUUCAGUGGUGGUUCAAUGAACCCAGCUCGCUCAUUUGGCCCAGCUGUGGUUAGCGGUGACUUCUCACAGAACUGGAUCUACUGGCUGGGGCCACUAGUUGGAGGUGGAUUGGCUGGGCUUGUUUACGGCUGUGUUUUCAUUGGGUCUUAUGCAGCUGCCCCAGUUUCUGCAGACUACGCCUAAACAGUCGCAUAGGCUUGUGGAUGGUGAUUUGCUUUCUUGCUUUCUGUGUAGGUUUGAGCCUGUUCUUUGUUAAUGACCAG